Molecule: messenger RNA, 402 nt
Organism: Eimeria mitis
Lineage: Eukaryota; Apicomplexa; Conoidasida; Eucoccidiorida; Eimeriidae
Product: DNA mismatch repair protein, putative
Exons: 5
Coding region: 1-402 (133 amino acids)
Source: RefSeq, a predicted model, not a curated record
AUGCUGAUGGAGUUGUCUCCCCGGUUCAGGUUCGAGGUGGAGUGCCCUGAAGGGGUUUCAAGAGAAACCCUCCGCCAGCUUGAGGCGGAUAUUACCUCAUCAAGAAAAGGGUUUAUACGGUUCCGAACACCGGAGAUAUGCGAGCUUGUCGAUGAGCUUGAGGACCACGAGUUAAGUUUAACAGAUUCUUUUUAUCCUUUUCGUUGUCGCUUAAUGGAGGAGUUUGCUGAGGUGUAUGCGGAGGUUUUUGCGGUGUCUAUACACUGCAUCAAUGAGAUAGAUGUUCUACAGGGUCUCGCUACCUUCGCUCGCACACAUCCAGGGCCUGAGAUGACGCGGCCGAAGCUGCUGCGGCCUUCUGAGGAUGAGGAACCCGUGCUGCUGCUGCGCAACGCCAGGUAA